UUCUUUAUAUCAUGGUAAAACAUACGGGACUUAUCAUUCAUUGUUUUCAAAAUGAAGACUCUCUAUUUGAGGUCAAACCGCAGGAGCGUUGUCUACUGUUAGCAAACAUGCCUCUUGGUUUAAAACCAUGCUGUGCUAUGUGCAAAACACAAAGCUCUUCCAUGUGGAAAAAGGGAAACCAGGGGGAAAUUCUGUGUAAUAGCUGCACGGGUAAAGCUGUAAGCAGCGGCGGCUCCGGAGCUUCUGCUUCUUCCACCAUCCAACAGAAUAAUGGCGGAGGGAAACAGUCCAAACAGGAAAUUCACAGGCGCUCUGCUAGGUUACGGAGCACUAAAUACAAAGCACCGGCAUCUGAGAAGAAAGUCUCCACCAAAGGAAAGGGAAGACGACACAUAUUCAAACUGAAAAAUCCUAUAAAAGCACCAGAGUCGGUUUCAACGAUCAUCACAUCAGAGUCCAUGUUUUACAAGGGCAUCUAUUAUCAAAUAGGAGACGUCAUUAAAGUGAUAGACGAGGAUGAUGGUAAACCGUAUUACGCACAGAUUCGGGGCUUCGUCCAGGAUCAGUACUGUGAGAAAAGCGCUGCGUUAACUUGGCUGAUCCCAACACAGGCCAGUCCUCGAGAUCGAUUCGAUCCAAGCACGUACAUUGUUGGCCCUGAAGAGGACCUGCCGAGAAAAAUGGAGUACCUGGAGUUCGUCUGUCAUGCCCCGUCUGAAUACUUUAAAUCAAGGAGCUGCCCGUUCCCCACAUUACCUGUUCGCCCAGAGAAAGGCUACGUCUGGACUCAUAUAGGACCAACUCCUGCUGUGGCCAUCAAAGAGACUGUAGGGUGACGUUAAUCAUAAAAACACUCCACCUUCAGACUGAACUCAACCUUUUAUAUUCACCACUGUUUCACAAACACUGCUUUCAUGCUCUGAUUAUGAUAUUGGCCUUUAAAUAUUUUGGGAAAGUUAAAUGUACAGAAUAUUUGAGUAGAGCCUCAGAAACCCUGAUUUAUCACCGAAAACAGAAGCCACUAUAUAUAUGUAUAUAGGUCAGCCAAUGGAAACUAGAAUCUGCAAAUACAAAGUUCAUUUGUAGCCCAUUCUGAGAGUUGGUAAUAUUGUAAUAUUAUUAUCAUGCAUAAAGUCAUUCAACCCGUUUUGUACUGCCAAA
Messenger RNA from Danio aesculapii, 1161 nucleotides. Its product is annotated as GATA zinc finger domain-containing protein 1. The transcript is spliced from 6 exons. NCBI's taxonomy places the organism in Eukaryota, Metazoa, Chordata, Actinopteri, Cypriniformes, Danionidae. Gene Ontology annotation, biological process: regulation of DNA-templated transcription; chromatin organization. The coding region runs from base 12 to 836 and encodes 274 amino acids. Gene Ontology annotation, cellular component: nucleus. Gene Ontology annotation, molecular function: zinc ion binding; sequence-specific DNA binding. The record is from RefSeq and is a predicted model, not a curated record.